GAAUGCGAAGGGGCAGGCCACCCAAGCGGAAGCCGAGCAGUGUUGUGCCGUCGCCCCGUGCAGACCAAAACCCAACUGCAAGCGGUUGAGCAAGUUCUAUGACAGCAACGCGGAUGCCAAGCGGCUGCUGUUGGAGAAGCACGGUAGGAUCCUGGCGAGCUACAAGUCGGUCUUGAUGACCAGCAAGUACCAAUACCUUGCCGACAGGCUCUCCAAGUUGGUGUGUGAACUUUCCGCCGACGAAACUACUGCAACCUGCAAAGAUAACGUGGAGAUCGGGUACGAGAUCGCCAAAUUUCCCGUAGAGAGCGCUAUGAAAUCCGUUCCGAAAUCACAAUGGGGAGUUGCUGGAAUGAAGCUCGCAAUGGCUAACUCGUUCCAAUCAGUCCGCGUGGUGCGCAAGCGGCUCACCCAACAA
Symbiodinium natans is the source of this 418-nucleotide messenger RNA. The record is from the annotation of a GenBank genome assembly. Lineage: Eukaryota; Dinophyceae; Suessiales; Symbiodiniaceae.